UCACUUGUUGGAGUUGUAAGGAACCGUAUCGUGGCUACUAAACCGGGGAAGCCGCGUGUUGCAGCGUCCCGCCAAUUAUCUAAGCCCAUGUGCCGCACCGCCAUCGGGGCCAAAGAAUUCUGCCUUUUCUUCUUUACGCCCACCAACAAGGCAUUUCUACUUAUUCAGUAUCACCAUAUUUUCGCAAGCCAAUAUGCCUGGGAAAGAGCUCGUGGACCCGUGCAUAAAUUGCAGUGAUGACGAGGCUUUUUUGGACGUCCGCGCGCGACGUCUAUGCAGAGAAUGCUUCACACGUUACGUGUAUUAUAAAGUCCUUCAGCGCAUGGAAAAACACCGUCUCAGUCAUGAGCGACGCACGAUGCUUCUCCCCGUCUCAUACGGACUAUCCUCAUCGGUUUUGCUGCAUUUGCUGCACGUUCAGAUAGAGCGCCAGAACUCGAGGCCGAGCCGUUUCCCUGGCUAUAAUCUUCAUGUGCUAGUCGUCGAACCCUCCAGUAUUUGUUCGUCGAACCCGUCGGAUGAACAGAAGUUCGGCCUGAUUCAAAAACAUUUUCCUGGACAUUCUUAUACUCGGGCCCCACUUCACAGCAUUUUCGAGGUUGAUCCUGAUAUUCAGAAGACGUUGUCUGAGUUUGCUGGACCCAGUUUCGUGGAUGAUCUUUCUUUGUCGCCAAAGGAGCGCCUCGAUGCUUUCCGUGCUUCGAUCCCCACUGCCACAUCCAAGACCGAUGUCGAUUAUGCCUUGAUGAAUCGCCUUGUCGUUGCCUAUACAAAGAAGUUGGAUUGCACAGCGGUGUUGUGGGGAGAUUCAGAUAGCCGACUUGCUGCAAAGACUCUUGCCAAUGUCGCCAAGGGGCGCGGCUCGGCGCUGACAUGGCAGGUAUGCGAUGGGAUGUCUCCAUCGGGCCUGGAAUUCAAUUUCCCGCUACGAGACUUGUAUCGCAAAGAACUACAGAGCUAUGCUGAGCUCUAUCCGGAGCUCACGGAGAUUAUCGUACCUGAAGAACCACCAUCAGACAAUAUGCUUACGAAAAACCUCUCGAUCGAUGAGCUCAUGAUGCGUUACGUUCUUACACAGGGUGAGAAGUACCCUGGUGUCAUGGCGAAUGUGACAAGAACCGCAAGCAAACUUGAGCCGUCUAAAGCCUCACCCGAUGCACCUCACUGCGCCUUUUGUAAAGCUCUCAUCAGAGGUCCUGAAGGAAAAUCGAAGGGAAUGACGGCCGCGGACAGUCUGAAAGAGGACCAAAACUCUCAAUUCUGUUACGGGUGUGCCAGAUCACGCCCUGACCUGGCCUGCUAAUCAAAUAACGAAAUAUACAAUGACAUUAGAUUGAAACAUAACAGAUAAGGGGUGCUCAUAAACUGCUAGCCCCUCCAG
Aspergillus wentii DTO 134E9 is the source of this 1381-nucleotide messenger RNA. RefSeq lists its product as uncharacterized. Gene Ontology annotation, biological process: tRNA wobble position uridine thiolation. The transcript has 2 exons. The record is from RefSeq and is a predicted model, not a curated record. NCBI's taxonomy places the organism in Eukaryota, Fungi, Ascomycota, Eurotiomycetes, Eurotiales, Aspergillaceae. Gene Ontology annotation, cellular component: cytosol. Gene Ontology annotation, molecular function: tRNA binding; sulfurtransferase activity. The coding region runs from base 194 to 1303 and encodes 369 amino acids.